GAUCAUUAUACUAGGGCCAAAGCUAUGGUACGCCCACCGGCCGCCCGAUGAUGAGCAGAGCCGGUCGCGGGCUUAUUCCCAGUCUGACGUGCAGGACAGUGCAUCGUCGGAGACCAUGAAACUCAACGUGGGCAUUUCUUCCAACGGGGACGUGGAGGUGGGUGAGAUCAGUCUCACAGAGAUGGAUCCAGAGGACAUACGGGCGGAGCUCAAGCGCCUGUACACUCAACUACAGAUCUAUAAAACCAAGACAAUGCGCAAGGACAACCCGCACAUUUCCAAGCGCCGGGGCGGACGCAAGCAGACUCACCGCCGCUUCUCUCUGCAGGCUUUUCACCACAAGCACCGCCAUCACCACGACCAUGAUCACGAGCACGAGAUGUCCAAGACUCCGGAAGAGUCCACGAAUUCAGCAGAAGGCAUGGCCUUCACGAUAGAACCCAGUGUCAAGGAGGAACCCCACGAGGGCCGCACCGCACCGUCGGUCAGUUUUAAAUCUGGACACAAGUAGCAGUUGAAAGCCAUUUGCGUGAGCAUUUUGUUUUCUGACAACGGCUUGGAAUCAAAUGUUUUGUGUUCUUCUGUUAAGCAAAGGACUAGCAGGAUACUUGGAUUCUGGAUUUGAGGCUGACCUUUGACAUAUCGGGAUACAAGCUGUUGAGCUGGACAGCUCUUUUCAUGCUGUGUUGUGUAAUGAAUGUGAGAGGGAGUUUUGGAGGAUAUACACUUUUGAGUUCUACGACUCGUCUGCUACGCUCGGCUGUGUACGUAAUACUUCUGGAGACUGAGCAAUGAAAUAUCUAUGUUUGAGUUUAUCAGCUCAUCAACUAUUGGCUGUGUUGUGUGAAACUUUGAAAUCUGGGAAUACCUUAAGGUAUUCGUAUUACAUCUAAGAACUUCAGCUACACUUGGGAGUGUGUAUAAGGUCUGACCGUAGAAAUACUGAGCUCUGUGAGUCCCAGUUUUAACAUCUUAGCUCUGAUGUGCUUGCAAAGUUGUCUAGGCUAGGUGUUGGGUGAUAAAGGGUUCUAUGUAGCAAUUGAUCUCUUUGAGGUGUUUUGUACACUCCAAAUGUGUUUGGCUGUUGCAACUUUAAUGGUUUACGGGAGGUGAGGAUUGGUUCAGAUUCAUGCAAGACAUUUUCAGGAAUAUUGAAUCUCUCUGAUAGCACAAGAUAAUUCAUUUUUAUAACUUACCCUUAGCUGUCUAUCUAUAUUUCUCCCUUGGAUUAAUAUGAUGGACUGAUGGGGGUUUGGAACGAUGUUCAAAGGAGUCGCGGGUAAUUUUGAACACCUGUUGCCAGUGUGGCUUCACCCCUCCCACAAGCAAUGUAACGCUUGGGUAGUGGUCCUGAGUACUGAAGAAACUAUUCAUUAAUGUUAUUGCUGCCAUGUACUGACAGUAUUUGAGAAACAACAUUUCUGUAUCCCCCGCCUUAGCUUAAUUUGGUUCCUCUGAAGAAUGACAAUGUAUAGUCUGUCUCCUUGUGUACCCUUUGCAGAAACCGAAUCUUUUUAAGAUUGAUAAUAAUGAAUAAAACAGUCAAGAAAACAAUCUUUCCUAAACAUAGUCUCAAAUUACAAUAUACUCCAGCUGGUUAGUGUGAGAGAUUUAAUCAGUCUGAUCUCAAAUUCUAGGAAAUGUAUGUGCAUGAUUUUGAUUUAAUAUUCAGUUGCUCAGCUCAGAGUGUUAAACAAAGGGCAAAAGUUUAAAGAGAGGGCUCCCUGCGAAAUCAACAGAUGCUGAUUCCUCCAGGCAAAGCAUCAGGACCUGCAAUGGUGCUGUGGAUCAUGUGACAGCUGGUACUCCCUGGACAAAAUGUUUUUACUCCCUGUUCGGAUGGAAGAAUGAGGGAGGGCCAUUUGAAAACUUCCAUAUUGCUGAAGGAAAACUGACAAUGUCAAUAAUAGACUUACAGUUUUCUUUUUUCUUGGUGUAUCUUGAAAAUCUGUGUGCAGAGGUUUUCAUUACUUAAUUUUAAUGGAUGGAUAAUUUGUAAGUUUUUGGUAAGUUUUGAAUCUUUGACUUUGGAGAAAUACUUUCUGUUUAAUUUCAUGGUUUAGUGUAAAGAUAUUGGCUGAAACGUGGAAUGGGGCACUGUCCAAUUCUCUGCACUUCCUCGCAGCAGGAAAAUGCUUCAGCUCUCCCAUUAUUACCUUGCUUUAGAUAACGUUUCUCUUUUAUUUGAUUCUCUUUCACUCAUGAAGUUCUCAUGUUCUAUUACUCUUUCUCCACUCUAGAUGGGCUACAUAUUUUUGUAAUUUACUGUUUCCACUAUUUGUAGGGUUUAUUAUGCAUGUCACAAUUUUAUUCCUCUGUCAUUUCAAUGUUGUGCUUUAAAUACUGGAUUCUUAAACUGCUAUCUAAACUUGUCAGGACACACCACUAGCUCAGCUGGUAUCACAAUGAGUUAUGGUACAGACAAUGGGUUAUGGUACAGACAAUGAGUUAGGCUACAGACAAUGGGUUAUGGUACAGACAAUGCUACAGACAAUGGGUUAUGGUACAGACAAUGGGUUAUGGUACAGACUAUGGGUUAUGGUACAGACAAUGGGUUAUGGUACAGACAAUGGGUUAUGCUACAGACAAUGGGUUAUGCUACAGGCAAGCCUGAUUCAAAAACCCAAAUGGGACGUUCUUAAACUUGAGUUGUUCUCGGUGCUUUUAUAAGGCUCUCCCCCUACUUGGGUCCUAUGGGCAUUUGGAGGUCAUAGAAUAUGUCUUGAAUAAGAGCGAAAUGUUGGAAUUGGUUAUAAAUAAAUCCAUACCACACCAUGACUGUGAUAGAACCUUUUGAAGUAAUUCAUCUGUACACUCUAAAAGUGAUUUGAGAGUUACCUAAAGAAAAAACCCCAAGGAAGUUGUAGAAGAACAUCCUGGUUCAUGUCAAAACAAAACAGCCUGUAAGUUUUCUAUUCUCAAUUGUAAUCUUUCUUAAUAUUUUUUU
Messenger RNA from Aplysia californica (California sea hare), 2947 nucleotides. Its product is annotated as probable G-protein coupled receptor 158. NCBI's taxonomy places the organism in Eukaryota, Metazoa, Mollusca, Gastropoda, Aplysiida, Aplysiidae. The record is from RefSeq and is a predicted model, not a curated record.